AUGGUGACACCACCGUCAGAGGCUUCGUGCCGCGACCCUGUCGACGCUACAGAGCUCGACGUGGCCGUUGCAACUCCGCCUGCAUCUCCUCCCAUGACAUCCACACCUCAACGAAGCAGAUCAGGUCAGCAACCGCGGCGCUUGAGACGUGAGCGCCACAAGAAGGAACGCUAUGCGCUACUCCACGCGAUGACUGCAGAGCAGCGCUAUGCUCACCUGAACCAAGAGACCAUCGAGAAACACGAGACCCAGCAGCGUCUCGAACGAGCGGCUGCUUCAGACAGUUCCAGUCAGCGCAUUGCCAUUGAUUUGAGCUUCGACAGCCUCAUGAACGAGAAGGAGCUUCGCAGUUUGGCCAAACAGCUGAAACUCUGUUACGGUGCUGUAAAAAAGAUGCCAGACCCGUUUCAGCUGAUCUUUUGCAAUCCCAGCGAGCAAUUAGAGCACUCGUUGGACCGCUUUGGCGCCAGCCACUGGCAUGUUCAGUGGCGACGCAAUGGUAACAGUAUUACCGAACACUUUCAGGCGGACCAACUCGUGUAUUUAUCGCCGGAUUCGCCACAUGUGCUGGACAAGAUCGAUCCUGAGAAGGUAUACGUAAUUGGUGGUCUUGUGGACAAAUCGCGCAAAAAGGGAGCAACGCUUGAUGCUGCCGUCCACGCUGGUGUCCCGACAGUUCGACUGCCGAUUCAGGAGAAUGUUCCAGAGCGACUGGACCAUAUUCUGAAUGUGAACACGGUAGUCGACGUGCUGAUUGUCAGUCGCGAGAUUGACGAUUGGUCACGAGUACUGGAGCUUGCGCUGCCACAGCGUAAGCGAAGCCAAGUGGGGCGGAAAGCUCUGCGACGUCGGCAGAAGCAGCAAAUGCUAUUUUCAGCAGCGUCAAAGUCAGGUCAAGCAAAGCAAGUCGUUUCUGGCCGGCAUGUAGGAAACAAGACGGAGCUGGAUGACGGUGUACCAGAAAGGCCGGGAGGAGAAGUGUCUCCGACAGAGAGUUUGGACCUGUGGCUAUGGGAUGCAGCAGCAUGA
Messenger RNA from Hyaloperonospora brassicae, 1029 nucleotides. NCBI's taxonomy places the organism in Eukaryota, Oomycota, Peronosporomycetes, Peronosporales, Peronosporaceae. The record is from the annotation of a GenBank genome assembly.